AAUGUCCUUAGGGCACAUUGUCCUCUCACUUCUCUCUAAACUGUGACGCCUAUCUUCGCUAUUACAUCCAUCUUCUAGUUCCGACUUCUCGGUCCCGGUACCGUUUCUUAUUUAUCAGUCCGAGUGAGAUGUGAUCAGCUCGUUCCCUCCGAUGGCGCUCCCCGCGAACCUUUUGCCGGACGAGGCGAGCCCCAAGUGGUUGAACAAGGCCGACAACGUGUGGCAGCUGACGGCGGCCACCCUCGUCGGCCUCCAGAGCAUCCCGGGCCUCGUGAUCCUCUACGGGAGCAUGGUGAAGGGGAAGUGGGCUGUGCACUCAGCCUUCAUGGCGUUCUACGCAUUCGCGGCGGUCCUCAUCUGCUGGGUCGGAUGGGGCUACUGAAUGUCAUUCGGGGAGAGGCUGGCGCCCUUCCUAGGGGAACUGGGCGUGACACUGGACGAGGAGUAUCUACUGGGGCAAGCCUUCGUGGGGCUGUUCCCGACGGCGACGAUGGUGUUCUUCCAAGGCGUGUUCGCGGUGAUCACGUUGAUCUUGGUCGCUGGCGCCCUCCUGGGGAGGAUGAACUUUAGGGCAUGGAUGGUGUUUGUGCCAUUGUGGUUGACAUGUUCGCACACGGUAGCCGCUUAUACCAUAUGGUGCCCGGAUGGAUGGUUGGCUAAGCUUGGAGUGAUUGAUUUCUCCGGAGGUUAUGUGAUCCACCUUUCCUCUGGUGUUGGCGGAUUCACGGCUGCCUACUGGGUGGGUCCAAGAGCAGACAAGGACAGGGAAAAUUUCCCUCCCAACAACCUCAUAUUGAUGCUCGCAGGGGCAGGCCUGCUUUGGAUGGGGUGGACGGGUUUCAACGGCGGAGCCCCGUUCGCCGCCAGCAGCGUCACAUCUCUGGCUGUCCUCAACACGCACGUGUGCGCCGCCACGAGCUCGCUGAUGUGGCUGAUCCUCGACUCCUUCCUAUUUGGCGAGCCUUCCGUGGCCGGUGCGGUCAAUGGCAUGGUCACCGGCCUGGUUUGCAUCACUCCUAGGUCAGGAGUGGUCCAAGGCUGGGCGGCGAUCCUCAUGGGAGUCGUUUCCGGGAGCGUCCCGUGGUACAUGAUGAUGGUCCUCCACGACAAAGUCGGGCUCCUGAGGCAGGUCAAUGACCCAAUGUCCGUUCUCCACACCCACGCGGUUGCCGGCACCCUGGGUGGCAUCCUCACCGGAUUCUUUGCCGUGCCGAGGCUGUGUCGCCUCUUCUACAUGGUGCUUGAUUGGGAGAAGUACAUCGAGCUCGCCUACGGCCUCCAGAACAGGACGACCACCAACACCGGGAUCAAGCGGAUGGGGGCCCAGCUCCUGGGCAUCGUUUUUGUCACAUGUCUCAACGUGGCCGUGACGAGCUUGAUCUGCCGGCUCGUCCGGCUCGCGGUGCCUCUUAGGGUGAGCAAAGGGGAGAUGCAAGUCGAGGACGACGCGGUCCAUGGGGAGCAAGGGUUCGCGCUCGUGGGGGACGAGGAGAGGUUCGAGAUUGCCAAGCACAACACGGUUUACAACAUGGAGUACGAGCCUCCUUCGAUCGUAUCCAAAUCUCUAGGAGAUAUCCAGAAGGUAUAAUACUC
Rhodamnia argentea is the source of this 1593-nucleotide messenger RNA. Its product is annotated as ammonium transporter 2 member 4-like. The record is from RefSeq and is a predicted model, not a curated record. NCBI's taxonomy places the organism in Eukaryota, Viridiplantae, Streptophyta, Magnoliopsida, Myrtales, Myrtaceae. Gene Ontology annotation, cellular component: plasma membrane. The transcript has 3 exons. Gene Ontology annotation, biological process: ammonium transmembrane transport. Gene Ontology annotation, molecular function: ammonium channel activity.